UAUGUUUCAUAGUUAUUAAACACCCAAACAAACUUUUAAGCAACAACCAUAAAAAAUAUACUAGUAGAUUCACUAAAAGACUUUUCCUUGCAAAUCUUUAUCACCUACAUAAUUUGGACAAUAAUAAAUGGCAAUAAUUGAAUAGGACGAUUAAAUUCCAUCUACUCCUCAGAAGAUUAAUUUAUACAAAGAAGUUAAAUUACUCAAUAUGCCUUCAUAAGGAAAUGAGAACAGUUUUAGAGGGAGCAGUUAAAAGACUCUAUUAGUUUCUGAUAGUCCAUUGGUAUAAAAUAAUAAAGAAAAUGGGUCAUCAAGUAGAAGAUUGUAUACAGACUCUACUUCAAUGGAUUUAAAUUCUUAGGCAGUAUUAUAAGAGAAUAGAAAAUUAAAUGAAAUGAUUCAGAGAUUAUUCAAGGAGAAAUAAGAUUUAGUUACAAUAAUAGAUAAACAAAAGAAUACAUAAUAUAAUAUAAGUAAUUAAGGAGGAGAUAAUUUAAAUUUGAAUAAUUUAAAAGAGAGAAUUGAGAGAUUGGAAGGAGUUAUUGAUUUAUAAAGUGAAGAAAUUCUAUAAUGGAAAUAAAAAUAUAAAUAAGCUUGUGAAUAAGAUGAGAGAGCAUAUGCAAUAGAAUAAAUGGUAUUGAUAUUAUAUUAUUAAUUUAGGAAUCUUAAAUUAUGAAAGUUGUAGAGGAGAAUGAGAGAUUAAAUAAUUUGGGAAAUGAUAAGGAUAAAUAAAUAUAAGAUUUAAGCAAUGAAUUAAUAACAAUGUAGAAAAGAUUGUAGGAAUAAGAAUAAAAAAUAAAGGAUUAAUCAAAUUUAAUAAUUGCAUAUGAAGAGGAUACAAAAGAAUUAAAAAGAUAAUAUAAAUAGAAAUUAAAUUUGAUUGAAAAACUAGAGUAAUAGUAAUAGUAAUAAUUACAAUAAAUACAUUAAUUACAGUAAAUAUAGAAUUAUAGUGAAAUAUCUUCACAUUCUUCAUUUCAUGAAAAUAGGGAUCACUUUUAAAUUAUUUUAGAAUAGAUUCAGUUUUUAGAACAAACGUUAUCUGAAUUAUCUACAUAAUACACUUCAUAAACAUUAGAAAAUUAGAGGUUGUUGAGAUAAAAUAAUAAUUUAAAAGAGGAAUUAAUAUUACAAUAAAAAGCUUUGGAUGAGAUUCGUAAUAGUUGUAGAGGAGCUGUGAAUCCUAAAUUUUAAGAUGCUAAUAAAAGUUUAAAAUAAAUAAAGGAAAAGAUUGCAAAGUCAUAAUAGAAAUGA
Molecule: messenger RNA, 1254 nt
Organism: Paramecium pentaurelia
Lineage: Eukaryota; Ciliophora; Oligohymenophorea; Peniculida; Parameciidae
Source: the annotation of a GenBank genome assembly